Messenger RNA from Lontra canadensis (Northern American river otter), 1898 nucleotides. It is a transcript of the gene CPNE7, whose product is annotated as copine 7. Gene Ontology annotation, cellular component: plasma membrane. The coding region runs from base 160 to 1887 and encodes 575 amino acids. Gene Ontology annotation, biological process: cellular response to calcium ion. The transcript has 15 exons. NCBI's taxonomy places the organism in Eukaryota, Metazoa, Chordata, Mammalia, Carnivora, Mustelidae. Gene Ontology annotation, molecular function: calcium-dependent phospholipid binding. The record is from RefSeq and is a predicted model, not a curated record.
GUCCCCGCGUGGCGGCGGCCGCGGGAGCCACGUGUGGCGGCGGCGCGGGGAAGCGCGGCCACGCCUGGCCCGGCCAUCGUUCCCGACGCGGCGGCGGUGCGCACCGGGCAGCGGCCCCUCGGCGCGCCCGGCCCGGUCCCCGAGCGCGGCGCCGGGACCAUGAGCGCGGGCUCGGAGCGCAGGGCGGCGGCGCCCCGCGGAGUGCUGCCCGCGCCCCGCGCCGCCAAGGUGGAGCUGCGGCUCAGCUGCCGGCACCUGCUGGACCGCGACCCGCUCACCAAGUCCGACCCCAGCGUGGUGCUGCUGCUGCAGUCCCAGAGCCAGUGGGUGCAGGUGGACAGAACGGAGGUGGUCAGAAGCAGCCUGCACCCCGUGUUCUCCAAGGUCUUCACGCUCGACUACUACUUCGAGGAGGUCCAGAAGCUACGCUUCGAGGUCUAUGACACCCACGGACCCUGCAGCCUUGGCUGUCAGGAUGAUGACUUCCUGGGGGGCAUGGAGUGCACCUUGGGGCAGAUUGUGGCCCAGAAAAAGAUGACCCGUGCACUGCUGCUCAAGUUUGGCCGGAACGCUGGCAAGUCCACCAUCACGGUGAUCGCUGAGGAUAUCUCCGGGAACAACGGCUACGUGGAGCUCUCCUUCAGGGCCCGGAAGCUGGACGACAAGGACCUCUUCAGCAAGUCAGACCCCUUCCUGGAGCUUUAUCGGGUCAAUGACGAUCGGAGUGAGCAGCUGGUGUACAGGACGGAGGUGGUGAAGAACAACCUCAGUCCCGUGUGGGAGCCCUUCAAGGUGUCCCUGUGCAACCUCUGCAGCUGCGAGGAGACGCGGCCUCUGAAGUGCCUCGUCUGGGAUCAUGACUCCCGAGGAAAGCACGAUUUCAUUGGGGAAUUCUCCACCACCUUUGAGGAGAUGCAGAAAGCUUUCCAGGAGGACCAGGCCCAGUGGGACUGUGUGAACGCCAAGUACAAGCAGAAGAAGCGUCAUUACAAGAACUCUGGGGUGGUGAUCUUGGCAGACCUGAAGUUCUACAGGGUUCACUCGUUCCUGGACUACAUCAUGGGCGGCUGUCAGAUCCACUUCACGGUGGCCAUCGACUUCACGGCCUCCAACGGGGACCCCCGCAACAGCUGCUCUCUGCACUACCUCAGCCCCUUCCAGCCGAAUGAGUACCUGCAGGCUCUGGCGGCCGUGGGGGAGGUCUGCCAGGACUACGACAGCGACAAGAGGUUUUCUGCUUUGGGCUUUGGAGCCCGAAUUCCUCCCAAGUAUGAGGUGUCCCACGACUUCGCCAUCAACUUCAACCCUGAGGACGAUGAGUGUGAAGGAAUCCAGGGUGUGGUGGAGGCCUACCAGAACUGCCUGCCCAGGGUCCAGCUCUACGGCCCCACCAACGUGGCCCCCAUCAUCUCCAAGGUGGCCCGCAUGGCCGCGGCAGAGGAGCACAGCGGGGAGGCCUCUCAAUACUACAUCCUGCUGGUCCUGACCGACGGCGUGGUGACCGACAUGGCCGACACGCGGGAAGCCAUCGUGCGCGCCUCCCAUCUGCCCAUGUCCAUCAUCAUCGUGGGGGUGGGCAACGCCGACUUCACAGACAUGCAGACCCUGGACGGGGAUGACGGCGUCCUGCGCUCCCCGCGGGGCGAGCCGGCUCUCCGCGACAUCGUGCAGUUUGUGCCCUUCCGGGAGCUCAAGAGCGCGUCCCCGGCGGCGCUGGCCAAGUGCGUGCUAGCCGAGGUGCCCCAGCAGCUGGUGGAGUACUACAGCUACAGGGAGCUGCCUCCCAGAGGCGGCGUCGCCCAUGACCGGGAGGCCGGCCCCCCGGAGACCGCCGGGCCGCCGGGAGUGCAGCCAGGCUCUGUCCCCAGCACCCUCAAGGUCCCUUAGCUCCCCGCUAC